CAACUUUCACGUCCUUGACAAAACGUCGCCGAUAAUGGCAACUUCAAGUAAAAAGUCUGUAAUGAACUGGUCAGAAGAGAAAGAUAUUGUUUUAAUGAGGCAGAUGGUUGGCACUGGUAUUUUCGAGUUCAGAGCAGGAAGCAAGGAGAGAGGGAAAACAUGGCUAGAGAUAGCUGAGAGUUUAAAUACUGACGAGCGGUUUGGUGGUGCCCUGACGGCUAGGGGGGCACGAGAUAGGUUUACACUAAUUUCAAGAAGGCAGAAAUCUAAAAACYUAGCACAGAUCAAAAGUACUGGAGGUGGAGGGGAGGAGAGGACCGAAUUYGACAUACUUAUUGAAGACCUUAUUGAGCUAAACGARGAAGCAGAGAAAAAGGCUCAAGAUCAAACUGAUAAUCAAAAAGAAAAGGAAAAACAAGACAAAGAAAAAGGACUAGAUAUGAGGCAGAAGGCAAUGGAGACAAUGGGACAGACUAGGAAAAGAACCAGUGAAGACAAAGACGAUGUAUUUGAAAGAAUGAAAAGAAGAAGAUCAAGAAGUGAAACCGUUACAUGGCUAGAUAAGAAAGCAGAACAGGAUACGGAGUGGAGAAAGCUACUGGUUGAGGAGAGUAAGAGAGAGAUAGGGAUAUGGCAAGGGAAGACAAGAGGCAAGAGUUGGAAAUUCAGAGAAAACAGCUGGAAAUGCAAAUGAAAGCCCAACAAGACCAGCAAGCUCAGCAAUCUAUGUUGAUACAGCAGAUGAUGGCGAUGAUGCAACAACAACAGCAACAAUUACAGGCCAUGUUUCUUUCAAGACCUGGUUCAGGCAACUGAACUGAAUUACAUGUAACAUGUAAGCUCCUAAACUUCUAUUUAUGUGUUUUAAAGGAUAUUAUUAUUGGAUAUUUUGUAUCUUAUUUUUUUAGAAUUGUAUAAGCUCUUAAGUCUUUGUAAUUUGACUAUAAGAUCAU
Messenger RNA from Exaiptasia diaphana, 953 nucleotides. RefSeq lists its product as uncharacterized. The record is from RefSeq and is a predicted model, not a curated record. Bases 35 to 694 code for a protein of 219 amino acids. NCBI's taxonomy places the organism in Eukaryota, Metazoa, Cnidaria, Anthozoa, Actiniaria, Aiptasiidae. The transcript is spliced from 2 exons.